Bombina bombina (fire-bellied toad) is the source of this 2001-nucleotide messenger RNA. Its product is annotated as serine--tRNA ligase, mitochondrial. The record is from RefSeq and is a predicted model, not a curated record. NCBI's taxonomy places the organism in Eukaryota, Metazoa, Chordata, Amphibia, Anura, Bombinatoridae. Gene Ontology annotation, biological process: mitochondrial seryl-tRNA aminoacylation. Gene Ontology annotation, cellular component: mitochondrion. The coding region runs from base 4 to 1533 and encodes 509 amino acids. Gene Ontology annotation, molecular function: ATP binding; serine-tRNA ligase activity; tRNA binding. The transcript has 16 exons.
UGGAUGCCGGUGUUACGGCUAUGCUGUACUAGCAAGAUGGCUGCGCGCUUGUUGCUGAGACGUCUGUGUGCUAGUGGCCGGCGGUAUCUUAGUUCUGGCGGCACAGACUCUCCGUGCAGUCGGUUGUAUGAGCAUGUGAGACAGGGCUACAGCGAGAGACCGCGGCUGGACAUCCAGAGCAUGAGGCAGGAAGCGGAAAACUUGAAAAUACACGAUGGAGACAUGAGGAGAGGUGGACGAGGGCUUCUAGCUGUGAUCAACACCUGGGAACAAUUGGAAAAAGUGAGACUAGAUAUCCAGAGACUGGAGACUGAGAAAACUGAUAUUGCCAAUGAAGUGAAGCAACUUGUGACUUCACACGACAAGCAAAGUCUUCAAACGCUCCCCAGGUACACGUCUAUCAGGCAGAGGGGGAAAGAGAUCCGGCUGCAGCUGACAUCUUUAUAUCAGGAGGAGUCCAGGCUUGAUGAAUCCUUUUAUUGCCAAGCUCUAAAACUGCCCAACAGAACCCAUCCUGACACGCCGGUUGGGGACGAGUCUAACGCUCGGGUUUUGGAGGUAGUGGGAGAGAAGCCAGAAUUUGACUUUGCACUCCGGGGCCACCUGGAAAUUGGGGAAGCGUUGGAUAUAAUCCGACAGAGACGCCUCUCUCAUGUUUCGGGUCACCGUUCCUAUUACCUCCGUGGAGCCGGCACGUUGCUGCAAUACGCUCUUGUGAACUUUACCCUCAGCAAGCUUGUAAAAAAGGGAUUCAUUCCUAUGUCUGUACCUGAUGUGCUAAAAGGAGCUGUGUUUGAAGGCUGCGGCAUGCAGGCGGAUGCCCACUCCUCACAAGUUUACAGCCUGGACCCCUCUCACCACCCUGACCAGCACUUGGCAGGGACUUCAGAGGUCGGCAUAGCAGGGUAUUUUAUGGAUCACGCAGUAAUGGCGGCAGAUCUUCCAGUCAGGACAGUUUGUUGCAGCACUUGUUACAGAGCAGAGACUGACACGGGGCGUGAAACCUGGGGUCUCUACAGAGUGCAUCACUUUACCAAGGUGGAAAUGUUUGGGGUCACUGCUGAUGAUAGCGGCUCUGAGAGUCAGGAGAUGCUGGACGAGUUCCUUGGGCUGCAGAAGGAGUUCUUCUCUGAGCUCGGCCUGCACUUCAAGGUUCUUGACAUGCCUACCAUGGAACUUGGUCUCCCAGCCUAUAGGAAAUACGACAUUGAAGCUUGGAUGCCAGGACGGGGGACAUACGGAGAGAUCUCCAGCGCAUCAAAUUGCACUGAUUACCAAAGUCGGCGCCUGAACAUUAUGUACCAGAGACCUAAUGGGGGGCUGCGUCACACUCACACAGUUAAUGGUACCGCCUGCGCAGUCCCGCGCUUGAUCAUCGCCAUCUUGGAGACGUAUCAACAAAAGGAUGGCAGCGUACGAGUGCCUAAGGUUCUACAACCUUUCCUUGGCAUGGACACCAUCAAGCGGCCGCACUACACCCCACUGAGAUACAUCGGGCCGAACCAGCGAAAGCAGGAGAACCCAUUAACAUGAGCAGCUGACGAUACUCAGGAACAUUUAGUUAUAUUAUAUUGCAAGACCCUGUUUCCAGCCGAAGAACUGCACUACCUCAAGCCGGCGUCCUGGACACUCGCUAUGCUGAGGACCUUAGUUGUAUGCUCCUGUUCUUUGUCACAUGACGGCAGCGGCAGUAAUAACUAUUUGGCACUCGUUCCCUCUUUGUCUUAAUAUAAAUUGGACCCCUGGGCAUUUUUCCCAUCCGGUGCAGAUGGCAGGUAGGAGCUUUCUAUACUGACAAAGGAACCACCUGCUAGGGAUGAGUGUGUGACAAUAGCUGGGCUGUGACUAUUGUCUUUGUUAACCCUGCACCUGCCAUAACCCGUGACAUGCAGACUUUAGAUAUGAUUACUAUCCGAGUCCUCCCACGCUAAGCUGAGUCUCGUAUACAUACUUAUGUGACGCAAAGCUGGCUCCAUGUGAAUAAAUAAUUGUUUGUUUAAA